AUGACCCGACCACCUGGCGACCACCACCAUGAGGACGACCAUCAUGACCACCAUGACGACCACCAUGAAGACCAUCACCAUGAGGACGACCAUCACGACGACCAUCAGCAUGAAGAGCACCAUAGGACGAUCAAACCCCGACGACCACCACAUGAGGAGCACCAUGAGGAUGACCACCACCACGACCACCAGCACGAAAAGCAUCACGACCACCACCACCAUCACGACCACCACCAACAUGAAGAGCACCAUGAGGACGACCAUCACGACGACCAUCAGCACGAAGAGCACCAUGAUGACGACCAUCACAACGACCAUCGCAUGAGGAACACCAUGAGGACGACCAUCACUAUGACCACCAACACGAGGGCACCAUGA
This is a messenger RNA of Penaeus monodon (black tiger shrimp), 378 nucleotides long. RefSeq lists its product as uncharacterized. The transcript is spliced from 2 exons. NCBI's taxonomy places the organism in Eukaryota, Metazoa, Arthropoda, Malacostraca, Decapoda, Penaeidae. The record is from RefSeq and is a predicted model, not a curated record. Bases 1 to 378 code for a protein of 125 amino acids.